AUGUGGUCCAUAUGGAAAAAUAGAAACACUCAAUUAUGGGAGAAUAAGAGACAAAGACCCAGUGAAGCUGCUUUGCUUAGUUUGGGAUGGUUAACAGAAUUCACAGCAAUCAAUACCUCAAGCCUUGGAACUACUGUUGGUAGACAAAAGAAAUGGGAAAAACCAAGGCAUGGUUGGUAUAAAUGCAGCUGCGAUGGAGCUUUUGUGACUGAUAUCCAUAGAGGAGGAAGUGGAGUUGUAAUUCGAGAUGAACACGGGCAGUUCCGUGCAGGGGCUGGUAAGGUUCUCGUACAAGUUACUUCUCCUUUCCAUGCUGAAUUGAUAGCUUUAUUGGAGGGUUUGAAACUAGCUGAAACUUUGCAUAUCAGUAAGAUUGUUUUUGAGACUGAUUGUUUGCUGCUUCAGCAAGCAGUAUCGCAACCAGAUACAGAUCUUUCUACCUUGGGUACCAUCAUAGCAGAGGUGAAAGAGUUUCUUCACCGGUAUGCAGAUUUUAGAGUUCUCCAUGUACCUUGUGAGGCUAAUAGAGUAGCCCAUAUCCUCGCAAAUCAUGCUUUGAACUAUAGUGAAAGCCAGAGCUGGUUUGUUGUUGCUCCCGAAUUUGUAAGGGAUGUCAUCUUAAGUGAUUGUAGUCACUAG
Fragaria vesca subsp. vesca is the source of this 639-nucleotide messenger RNA. Its product is annotated as putative ribonuclease H protein At1g65750-like. The transcript has a single exon. The coding region runs from base 1 to 639 and encodes 212 amino acids. NCBI's taxonomy places the organism in Eukaryota, Viridiplantae, Streptophyta, Magnoliopsida, Rosales, Rosaceae. The record is from RefSeq and is a predicted model, not a curated record.